This is a messenger RNA of Saprolegnia parasitica CBS 223.65, 460 nucleotides long. RefSeq lists its product as hypothetical. The transcript has 4 exons. The record is from RefSeq and is a predicted model, not a curated record. NCBI's taxonomy places the organism in Eukaryota, Oomycota, Saprolegniomycetes, Saprolegniales, Saprolegniaceae. The coding region runs from base 74 to 460 and encodes 128 amino acids.
CGUGAUGUUAGCCAUCCGGAUACGACGACAUCGUCCGCAACCCAAUCCAUUUUGCUGAAAGAUCGACGACCUCAUGCGCGAGCUCAUGCUCCAGCUGCACCACGUUCGGCCAUCCGUGCUGGAGAAGCUCAUCGCAUUGGGCCUUGACCGAAUCGAGCUCGGAUCGUCGCCGCUGCGGCUUCAUGGCAACACGCUAGCUGACGCAUGCGCACUCCUGGACUGUACCACGUCCAAGCGCCUGCGCAACGGAUGGUCUGCUGUCUUUGAGUCGACUUGCGACGGCGUCACAGUGGCAACGACUGCGAGCCAGACGUGCGCUCACUACGGUGCAGGCGUGCACGACGGCGUGGCGCACAUUGGCGCCCGUCCGUAUGCGCUGACGCAUGGCAUGGUCGUGACGCUCGUUGAGACGCCUCAUAUGACUUCCGCGACGUCCCUGAUGGCGUUCUGCGAGCAGUGA